AUGACCUUCCGUUACCUUGAGAUUUUCGAUUGCUUCUUUGAAUUCUGUUACAGCGGGAUUACUUUCAGUAUAAUCGGAAUCAAAGUGCGGAUCAGAAGGCGAGGCGAAGGAUUCAAGAUUUAG
Rodentolepis nana is the source of this 123-nucleotide messenger RNA. Lineage: Eukaryota; Metazoa; Platyhelminthes; Cestoda; Cyclophyllidea; Hymenolepididae. The record is from the annotation of a GenBank genome assembly.